UCUGACAACGGAGUUGUGUAAAGAGAAAAGCAAAGUGAGGAUUUUUUCACGCCAUCGAAUUCCGCAACGGACAGUGGAAAGUUUUUACUUUGACCCGUUCGAAGUGCUCGGUUGACAUCAAAAGUGGCUUUAUAGUGCACGCGGUGUAACCCCACACCCUCGAAGAUAGUUCAUGAGUGAAAUAAUCUUUGAUUUCGGUUUAAAAUUUGGAGUAAAAGUUGUAAAUUUUGCAUGUGAAGCAUUUUUUUUUCUUGUCGCUUGAAAGAACAGGCGCCGUUGAGAUAAUGUAGUGGUGUUGCCAUUCAUCAAACGCAUCGCUCGUAUUGCUGUGUUCGUAUCGUUGCCGCUAGACUGUUGACAGCCAAGUGUCAGCGCAGAGUGGCUGACAAAGCGAAUGCAAUGAAGUGACGCGCUUUUACCCACGAUUAGGUUUCCAGAAUGGGAAAGCUCGGAUUGGGAAUUUUGUCGCUCAUAAUCGACAGAAGUAAACUUAUAGUAAUUUAAAAACUCUAUAAUCUGUAUAGAUCGAAUCUAAUAAUAAAUGUGCCGUGAGAUUGCCGCUAGUUUUGCAAGUGAAAUUGAAUGUGUAUUUUAAUUAAUGAUUGGGUGGUGAAAAGUGUGCAGUGAAUGGGCCAUUUCGAGCAUAUAAGGAACAGAAUAAUAUAACAAUAAAACAUCGAUUUUGUGUAAGACAUUCGCUGACAAGAUGGCAUAUUAUCAAAUAGUGCCAACUGACGACCUGAAAAACCUGUACACCCAGCUAAACAUUGAGAAUGGUGGUAUACAACUUGUGAUGGGAGAUGAUGUCCAGUUUGGCUCACAGCAGGUGAUACUGACACCGGAGCAAUCCGAUUUAAUACUAAACGAAAACAAUCAGCAUCAGCUGCCACAGAUUGUGUACCAGGCACAACCUCAGCAGACGCAGCCUCCGCAGGCUCAGCCAUCACGACCACAACAACAACAAUCACAUGAAACUCACUAUUUGAUACAGCAAGAUGAUGGGGCAUUAACUGAGGCGUUCGGGCAGUCCAGUCAAGCCCAACACAUCUAUUACUCGGAAGUUCAAAAUGACAACUCGCAGAUGAUUUCGUCUAAUAUUGUUCACGAACAACCGCAGCAAACGACACUGCAUACAAUGCAAACUGCGGCCGAGCAGAUGCAGCAACAACAACAACAACAGCAGCAACAACACCAAGUAUUGCAAGUUGUUCAUGGUGUUCCCCGCCCGGGUCAACAAAUAAUUUUGAGGCAACAACCCUCCGAAGCGGCCAAGCAACAGUCACAGCAGCAACAAAUUUCAAUUCAGCAAUCGCCACAACACAUUCUUACUCACCAACAGCCGACACAAGUUAUUUUACAGCAUCAGUCUGGACAUCAAAUAGUUCAUCGUCAGCCGCAGCAGCAAACUCAACAUCAAAUAAUUUACGAACAUGUCCAGCCGCAAGGACACACGGUACAGCAAAAUAUUCAACUAGCGCCACAAUUGAUCCAUCAAACAAACGCCUCCCAACAGGUCACGCAAAUACAGCAGGCUCAACAACCAACCCAACGCGUUAGCAUUCAAAAACUUACACCACAACAGCAUCAACAAUUUCUACAACAGCAACUUCAUCAUCAACAACAACAACAACUCUCGCAACAGCAGGUAAUCCAACAGCCAGCUCAAAUGUUGCAACAACAAUCCGGCAUUCGUCCCUGUUUAAUCAUAACCAAACCACAGAAUCCACAGGUGCAACAAAAUACCGUAUCCGUUGCCCAACAACAACAACAACAACAGCAGCAAGUUCAACAACCUCAAGCCUCACAAAAUGCUGCCCGUCCUCGUAAUUAUCGUCCUCGUCCUAAAAAUAAUACCCCACGUCCGCGUGUUAAUGUUCCCGUUACAUCCAUAGCAUCAAAUCAACUGGUUCGCCCUAUAAGACCUCCGAAUCAGGCUUCGAAGAUAGCUCAGCCGCCGGCCCCUCGUCAAUCAGGUGUGGCCCAACAGCAACAGUCGCAGGCUCAACUUCAGCAGCAACAACAGCAGCAGCAAACUGUUUCGGGUCCCCCGCGUGCCAACAUCAUACUGACCAGUACUGGUCAAAAGAUCGUCACCCUUACUAACCGUGCUCCCCAUCUUGUGCCGACAACUUAUGCCGCUGCAAAAGGACCUUCCGUCAAACGAGUCAUCUCGGCAUCGACCGCUUCGCAGCCGCCUCAAUUGACGCAGGUUCCUCAGGCACAACAGCAACAACAACUUUCAUCGGAUAGUUCCUCCCAGCAGCAACAGUCAACUUCACAGCAGAAUCAAAAACCCGCUAGUUAUAGUAAUGAUUUGGAAGACCUCGAGGACAGCAUCCAAGCGGCGGUUGUUGCAAAAGCUCCACCGAACUCCGCAGCGACAGGCUCUCCACAAUCUACAACCAUAGACCAAUCAGGGAUGUACCAACUAUCUCCCGGAUCAUCAAUGCCACAGCCGCAACAACAACCACCGCAGCCACCACCGCCUCAAGUAAUACAGCAACCACAACAAGUAAUUCAGCAACAGCCUUCGCAAUCCCAACAACAGCCAGCUUCGUUUUUAGAGGACACUAACAGCAUUAUUCAACUAGGAAAUGGUCAAACCAUGACUGCUGCCCAGUUUCGUUCCUUUCAAGAAAAGCAACAAAUGCGCCAGCAGGAAAAUUUACGCGGUGGCUUCAGUCAACGUGGUCGUGGUGUUAUGACUGCCCGUGGAAUGGUAAUCCGGAAGACUUUGCCGCUUAAUCGCCAACAACUAGCUCUUCAACAACAACAGCAGCCGAAUGCGCAGAUGCAACUCACGCCACAGCAGCACCACCUUAUUCAACAACAGCAGCAGCAGCAACAACAACAACAACAGCAACAGAUGGCUCAAGCGCAACAACCACCCCCACCACCACCACCACCAGAACCGGAACCUCGAGAAAGCGCAAAAAUGUUGGUUAUUCUGCAGAGUGGCGAACAGCGAUUGAUUACCUUUACCUUGCCGAAAGAGAGCUGCACCGUGCAGGAACUGCUGGAACAAGUUGGUGUGCAGUUCUCACCGGAUAGUAACAUUCAGUGUAUUUCAAAUCCUGGCGGGGAUAUUGAUUACAUCGUGACCGUUGGUGUUACCAUGCAAGAAACCAACGAGUAUCUCAAGGCAGCCGAGAAUACGAUUAAAAGUCAGCAGCAACAACAGUUACAGCAGCAGCAAGCGCAGAUAGCUCAGCAACAACAAAUGGUCCAACAACAACAAAUGGUACAGCAGCAGCAACAACAGCCGCAGCAUCAACAACCGAUGCACCAACCGCAACCCAUCCUUCAUCAAUCUCCCAUGAGUGUGCCGCAGCAACAAUUGCAGCAGACGCCUUCCAUUCAUCAGCAAUCUCGUUUCAAUGAUUCAUUCCGGGCUACAAUGACUCCCUCAACUCCCGUUCCGCAUGUGCAAACACCGCAACAUUCCGUGUCCAUCACCGAGACAUCAAAAUCGACGCUAGAUCAAUCCGACUUUAAGAAGGAGCCACCGGCAAAAAUCGUGAAAGGUUUCCUGGCUGUGUGUCAAACUUGCGGCUAUACCGGCCUUGACCACGCCAAGUGUCAACGAUGUAAACGCAUUUUCACAGAGGCACCUCGAAAAGUGCCAGAGCCGGAUAAACCGAUAGCAUCGCCGCAUCCACCUCCACUGGUUCCGACGGCGGCGUCAACGCCCCUCCACACCAAGGUUCUCAUUACGAACGAUAAACCUGGCCCUGUAAGUGUGGAACGAGAUCCAACUGUUGGAGUGAAAGGGAUAACUCUACAGAAAAAGCCAUCACAGACAUCGCUAGGGGGCAUGCUAUCCGUUCGUGGUAUGAGUAGGGGAUCUACUGCUGCCAAUCGCGGUGGUCGUGGUGGCCGAGGAAAGGGAGCAGGCUCCAAAUAUCAGGAUGUCGAACCAGUCGUCUUUACACUCAGCAGCGAUGAUGAAGAUCAUGAGCAUGGUGACAAGUCCAAAAAUGAAAGCAAGUCUGUGCCGACAAGCGGCCCAAUGAAGGUGCCUGUUCCAACGAAUGUUGAAAUGCGAGAACCUCUUAAGUGCGAACCAAUAAUAGGAGAAACUGACGGAAUUGAGGACUUAACUCGGAUUGAUGUAACCGAUAUCAAAAAUAGGCCGGAUGGUCUCAUCACGCAUUUGGAGUGCCGUACUAUUCGCAUCGGAACGUUGAAGUACGACACGUCUGAAAAGGUAACAAUAUCUUCGCGAGGUGUGCGUAUCAUAGCGCCAAAUGUGAAGCGACCGAAUGAAAACUGUAUAUUGGAUCUACAGUUGCACGAGAUUGUAAAGGCGAUAGUUCAUUUUUCGAAAGCGUUAAAUGUGAUGUUUUUAUACGCGCUCCCUUCAUGCGGCGUUUACAUCCGCGAGAGCUUAGAAAUGGGACAAGCGGAUGAAAAUCAACCGUACUUCAAUCCGGUUAGUCGUGUGGAUGACAGCCACAGGCGAAUUGCUCUAGUGAUGGACCGAAUCACGGAAGAAUCGAAAUCGAUCGUGAAGAGUAUAUUGUUGGCAGAUAAACUUGAGGAGAUAUCCGCUCGGGACGCUAACGAGCUUCUAUUGCGCUCUUGUAACGGUAAUAAGGGCUCGGAGAACAGUCCAAACAACACCACAAGCGGGAACUCCGCCGACCUGGCAGAGAUUCGAAAAAUUCUUAUAUAUCCCCAAGGCAAGGGUGGAAUCUCGAUCAAUACGGAAGACUACAUGUGUCUAGCCAUAGACCAGUAUUUGAAUGAUAUCAUAAUCGAUUUUUAUCUGAACUAUCUCAAGUUAGAGUUACUGAAAGACGAGGAACGGAGAAGUGUCCAUAUAUUCAGUACAUUCUUUUACAAACGGCUAACUACGAUUGGUACGCGGCAUCGGGGUCACGACAAGGAUCAGAAACUGACUGCAUCGCAGAAGCGACACGCUCGUGUUGCUAGUUGGACAAAAAAGGAAAACAUUUUCGAGAAGGAGUUUGUUGUUAUUCCCAUCAAUGAGCAGUCCCAUUGGUUUCUAGCCAUCAUAUGCUUCCCCGGACUUGAUAUGCCAGUUUCGAUUAAUAGUAAUACGCCAACACCAAUCAAGCGAAAAAGAGUUGUACAGAAGAACAAAAACAUCACAUUGCAAAUUGGGAAUACUACAAUUACACCGGUAUCAAAACGCGAUUUGGAGGCGAUCAAUAUCGGCGAUGAUGACAUGAGCGAACGAGAUGAGGCAGAAGGCGAUGACAGCGAACUGGCUAGUGAUAUGGAAGAAACGGACGAGGAACCUAACGAUGGAAAGCAACCAGUGAGACAGCCUAUCAUUCUGAUUUUCGAUUCGUUGACUGGAGCAUCGCGGAGUCGAGUUGUUGCUACGCUGAGAGACUACUUGACCUGUGAGUACAAGAGCAAGAUGCCCAACAAACCGCCAAAAGUAUUCAACAAAAACAACAUGCCCGGUCAUUGUGUGAAGGUGCCGCAGCAAAACAACUUUACUGAUUGUGGACUCUAUCUGCUGCAAUACGUUGAACAUUUCUUCCUGGAUCCUAUCAAAGAUUACCGUAUACCGAUCAAACUACAAGAUUGGUUUGACACAAUCACUGUGACGAAAAAACGUGAAGAUAUUUCAAAUCUUUUGAAAGAACUUAUUAAAAAGCACAAUCCCAGUGUGUUGCCGCUUCCGGACAUCAAGUUUCCUACGUUGAAUGGUAAGCUGAUUAUAGACCCCGAUGACAGCUUCAAUGAUGCUGAGUUCGAGGAGGAGGAAAUGGAAGAUGAAGAGUACUUGCCCGGAGCGGAAUCGUCGGGCAACGAGCGUUUGGUAGAGGAAGAAUCUAGCAAAGUAGUGUCAACUGUUGUACAGAAAAAAACGAUAAAGCUGAAACGUUUUAACUCAUCGGGGGCACAAAUCCCAACGGUGGCGUCGGUGACUUCUGGCAACGCGGCCGUUCCCACCGGACAGUCUCUACUUGCAGCAUCCCAGAAACGACCGCUGGACAGCAGUGGUAGCAAAACGAGCCAAGACUGUAGUAUAAGGCCCAAGGCACCUAAGAUCAGUGAUAGCCCUACUAAAAUAGUUACUACCCAAAAUUAGAGAGUGCUGUGCGUGAAAUUCUUGCAAUGGUUCCGCUAAUGAUGAAAGUUGAAGCAGGUCUGGCAACGUGAGUGAUGUUAAUAAUUGUAAAAUGAAUCUGAGAACAAGCUGGCUGCGAACUAUUCCUACACGCAUGAUAAUUCUUUCCUGUUUAGACGAUAUUUUAAGGUAAAAGUAUAGGUAAAACAUUAAUGAGCAAUGAGCAAGAAUAAACACAUUCUUCGUGUUAUGUUCGAGUUCAAGUGACAAAAUGAUUAGAUUCAACCUUUGUUUAGCUAGAUGUGUAUUUUUUUUACUCAGAAAUACAGUACGAAACAAACGUAAAAUUCGGAUCUAUGUAUUGACAUGUCAUUGAUAUCGUUAAAGUUUAUUGACCUUUCUUUACGUCUUCCCAUGUAUGAACAAAUUUCGCUGUUUGUUUACUUUGCGCAGAUUCUCAGACAGCUUGGCGACAGCAAAGAAAACAAUCAUCCAUAACCUCAUUUCAAUAAGAAAUUUUAACCUCCAAAUCUUAGUUCCAGUAUUUUCUCACAGAGGUCAGGAUCAGUCAGCUUUUUCUAGGUUACGUACAUCAUGUAUCGCCGUAAAUGGUGUUGAAGUUACUCCUAAUUCACAUAUACAUGGCAUGUAUUUAUAGUAAUUUCUAUCAUUCAUUGAUCCAUUUCUUUCAAUACAUGGACUAAAUACAACCUAACCUAAAAAGGUUAGGUGCUAUAAUACUGUAAAGAUAAAUCCUGGCGGAUCCGUAUCAAUAAGCUUAUCAAUAACUAUAAUAAACGCAUUCAACUGUU
This is a messenger RNA of Topomyia yanbarensis, 6861 nucleotides long. RefSeq names its product histone-lysine N-methyltransferase 2D (gene velo). Gene Ontology annotation, molecular function: SUMO-specific endopeptidase activity. The record is from RefSeq and is a predicted model, not a curated record. The transcript is spliced from 10 exons. Gene Ontology annotation, biological process: protein desumoylation. The coding region runs from base 707 to 6070 and encodes 1787 amino acids. Lineage: Eukaryota; Metazoa; Arthropoda; Insecta; Diptera; Culicidae. Gene Ontology annotation, cellular component: nucleus; cytoplasm.